Molecule: messenger RNA, 2527 nt
Organism: Pangasianodon hypophthalmus (striped catfish)
Lineage: Eukaryota; Metazoa; Chordata; Actinopteri; Siluriformes; Pangasiidae
Product: guanylyl cyclase-activating protein 2-like
Exons: 4
Coding region: 165-743 (192 amino acids)
Biological process (GO): visual perception
Cellular component (GO): photoreceptor inner segment; cone photoreceptor outer segment
Molecular function (GO): calcium ion binding; calcium sensitive guanylate cyclase activator activity
Source: RefSeq, a predicted model, not a curated record
CUCAAGAGUUAAUCCAGUAACAGCAGUGAAGGGGCUCACUUCAUCUUGUACUGUCAAGUGACAAUGGCUAGAACAUCAUGGAUCAUCUUGGACAGUUGAAAUGCAACUGAACAUUUUUAUACAAGCCAUUUACCUGCAUAAAUCUGCAGCUGUCUUACAGAAUAAUGGGACAAUUGCAGAGCACAGAGAACAGUGAAGUAGCUCUUUCUCAGAUCCAGGAGAUGUACAAGAAGUUUGCAAAUGAGUGCCCAAGUGGAAACUUGCACCUGCAUGAAUUCAAACGGAUCUUUGGGGUUACGUGCGACUCAUCAGUUGAAGAAUCUGCCUACAUGGACAAUUUGUUUAGAUCGUUUGAUGCUAAUCAUGAUAACACGAUAGACUUCAUGGAGUAUGUGGCUGCACUGCAUCUGGUCCUUCGUGGCAAGCUUGAGGAUAAACUGAAGUGGUCUUUCAAAGUUUAUGACAGGGAUGGAAAUGGACGACUGGACAAACAGGAGGUGGCACAUGUAAUUAAGAUCAUCCACAAAUUGAGAAACUAUGAGAACCCUUCAGACUCUGAAGAGCUCAAUCCAGAUCAGAUAAGUGACAGGAUCUUUGAGCUUGUUGAUCUAAAUCAUGAUGGUCAGAUUUCAUUGGAGGAGUUUAUGGAGGGAGCACAGAGAGACACGUGGGUGAUGGAGCAGCUUAGGCUCGACCUGCGGCCCACACGCUGGUUCAUCAAACACCAGAAUAAAAAUUCAUGAAGACUACCAAAUAAACAGAAACUCUGACUUAAGGAAAAGUAUAAGCUUUCCUAAAGUAAUCUUCUUUAACAAUGUAUGUAACCAUGAAGAUUUCUUAAUAACUCCUAACUCCUUUUGUGAAAAAUAAUGUGCCCAUUUUUUUCAAUGUUUAUUUAUUUAAGUAAUUUUUCAGAUUGUUAUGACAUGUUUCUGGUUUCUGGACAUAUUUUGCUUUCAAGAAAUUUAAUUUAUAUAUGUGUGUCAAAGAAAAAUGUGUCUGUAUAACAGCAUUUAACGUUAAAGUAAAACAACUUAUUUAUAUUUACUCAAAUAUAUAAAAUGAGUGAAUUGAUGAAUUGAAAGUAAACUUGAAUAAUGCAUACAAAUACAAACACAUUCUUACAAUUAAACACUAAGAACAACGUAACAAUGUUUGACUAUAAUAGCAAAAUAAGAAUUUUGAAUUAAAUAUUUUUCAGUGGCUUGUAAUUCAUUUUUUGUACAUGUAACUCAAACAAUACAGUUAACACUAUGCCUUAUUUGAUUUAUGUGUAUGGUUGUUGACAGUUUUCAGUUUUAUUGAAUGACAUUUCAGUUAUUUAAAUUUCUGUAUUUUUGACCUUAGCCUCGAAAGUGUUACAUUCUUUCUUUCUUUCUUUCUUUCUAGCUGAAAGUGGCGAUAUGUGGGAUCCAAUCUCACAUUUUGUAAUUAUUGCUCCCAGAUGAGACACAAACAUACUGUUGAAGUUUUGUAACAUUUGCUCAAUGCUAACCCUGUCAGAUAUCUGCUGAAAUCUGAUUGGCUGAUGAUGGAUUUUUUUCAGUAACCUGGUCAUCAUUAGAUAUAGAAUUACACCUUAGCAUACCGAUACAGUCUACCAAAUUCCAAUCUGAUCCUAUCCUGUGAAACUGUUGUCCGAAUUUAACUCCGCCUCCUAUAGUUGACCACGCCACAAACUUCGGAUAUGUCCUCAGACCCUUGUUCUUAACAUGCUGCUCAAAUUUUGUGUGAAUCCAUGAAGCCAGUUUUGAGAUACAGCUGUUUGCGCAAAGGAAACACCGCCUCACUCAGGUUGAUUGCAUGUGACGGCCAUAUUGUCAAUAGGCUAAUUGAAUUUACUGAAGAACAUGUAUAUGAAUAAACUGAAAAGAAAUAUCCUUGUAUCUUUGUGUAUGGCUCCCAAUAGGCCUAAUGCCUGUCCAUGUCCAUAUACUACUCCUGCAUGAUUUCUAACACUUGAGCCACUCACAUUAGUGGGGUUUUGGGUGAAGGAGCUUAAAGGCUAAGAGAAUUAACACUGUGAGACAGUGGUCAAGAGCAAGUAAUCUUCUCAUGUAAACCAGAAGCUACAGAAGCUGAAGUAUGUGCUUUACAAUGUGCUAUAGAAUGUGCUGUAGAAGUGUGUGUUUUGGCCCCCAGCCUCUGAUUAAAACCUCUCUGUAUCAUGGAUUGUCCAAUAGUCCAGAUUUAGCUUUAUGCAAUAAAGGCAAAUAUAUAAACUAGAUUCUAAGAAAUCCUAAUAAAUGAAAUAAUUCUAACAAAACCAAACCAGUAUGUAUGAAAAUGUCAUGGAUUUAAGAAAAAUGUCAUAAUCAAGUCUCAGAAUUUCAAUACAUUGCAAUUUAUCAAUAAAGCUUUUGUCAGUGUGCAUACAGUACUUUGCAUAAGUAAUCACACUUCCACAUUUUGUUGUGUUUCAACCUCAAAUUGAAAUUAUUCAAUUAUUUACAAAUAAAAACAGCAUAACAUUUUAAACGAUGAUUGCAUACGUGUUCAGCCUUGUUACUGUGAGACCUCAGAAUUA